AGACACAUCACCGCCCCCCUCCUCCUCCUCCUCUGCCCGAAGCUCCACUAUCUUUAGCCCUGCCACGGAUUACACUGCGCACUGCGUGUCCGUGGACAGACGGCGUCCCAGUCUUACCUCCUCCUGAGCUCAUUGCUUCGGCACACUGCGCCGAAGCUCCCUCGCGUCACUAAACAAAACGGAGAGACGACACCGAAGUGAUGGGGGAAUGACAACGGCACCUGUUUUUUGACGCCUCCGGUCCUCCGUCAGCCAGAACACCCCAGGAUGCUGCUGCUCCCCAGCCCGCGGUGCGGACGUCAGCGCCGGGCCUCGUUGCUGCUGCUGGCCGCCUCUCUGCUGGGUCUCGUCCCUGUCAGCGUUAGCCUCCCAGCCCAUGGAAGGUGCCCCCCCCCUUUAGAUUGUGUGGAGCUGAAACGUCAUCAGUGUCAGUCUGGCUCUUCCUGCGGCCCCUGCCUCUCCCCCUUUCAGGAGAAUGAGGACGGAGUGUGUGUGAAAAAGAGGCACCACCAACACGGCAAAGUUACAGUCUCUAACCUGGAUGAAGAGAUCGAUUUCCUUCACUCUGUCAUAGAGAAACAAAAGGCUUCUGAGACUAAAACACCAAAAAUUAAAUCAAAACAUCCUGCUUCCAUCUCCCUACAAACAGAUGAGGACAGCAAGACAAAAGCCUCCAAACAGAGCAACCAGGGCAGACUUUCAAGUAAAGUCCAGAGUAGCAGCACUGCAUCCCCGGGCCCUGCGGACACUACCCUUCCUACCACACCCACCCCCGAGCCCAGGUCCACUGCAGACGAUGCCCGGGCUGGUCCUAUCGCUGUGCCUACACCCAAGAAUGACGGCAUCAUUGUCAUUAUGAUCUCGCUGUGUGUGGUGGCUGGCACUGUGGCAGUGAUCCUGGCUACCAUCUGUUACAUAAAGCUGCAGAGAGAAUCGCAUCUGACUCAGAAGGUGGACUAUCCGGCCUUCAGAGGAGCGGCCGUUCAUCCAGCCCCUGGUAGCGCCUCGGUGGGAGAUAAGACUCUUGCUAAAAGUGCUCAAAUGUAUCACUAUCAACAUCAAAAGCAGCAGAUGCUGUCAUUGGGAAAUCACAAACCAGAACAGAAAGCCGUUGACAGUGAGGUUACAUCUGAUGAAGAAGAAGCGGGGAGUGGUUUCACAGUGUACGAGUGCCCUGGACUUGCCCCAACUGGAGAAAUGGAGGUGAAGAACCCACUGUUUGAUGACUCUGCUCUAAAUGUUCAGGGGAACCAUAAGUGAAAGCGGAACACUUAAAUGUGCACACACAUGACCAUGUACACGUGCAUACAGUGACACAUAGGACAUGUCCAGGGAAUACACCCCUCCAGAUUUUACACUGCAUGCAUCACAACUGAAGAUGAGGGGAUAAAUUGAUUGUUUUCUUGCCCACCUUUAAACACAUCCGCCCCACUAUGGCUUUUUAAUACUGCAAGUGUAUGAUGAGUCUAAUGUUGAUUUAUUUCCAUCACAGUUUUUGGAGCGACUCUGUCUUUUAAUGCUUUUUAAUUUUAAGCCAUGUUAGUACUCGUCAUAGGUGCAAAUCAUGUUUAAUUGUUCGGUUCUAGCCCUGGACUUUCAUUUUGGCCCGUGUCUCCCUACAUUUCUGCAGCUAUUCCCAAAAAUUGUGAUAAACUCUCAAAGGAUUUAUCAAAGUGGCAACCACAUACAGAAUGUGUUAUGUAUCUGAAAGACAAUUUAAUACAGAUCUACAGGACAUGUCUCGUAUCAGGACUCCUUUCUGAUAACCCCAAACACAACACAGCGUUUAAUCAAUUGUUAUCCCUAGUCUUGCGCAUUUAUAUCCUGUCAUGUAAGCUGCUCAUAAAGAUUUUAAGGUGAUAGACUAUAUAUAUAUUGAUAUAGAUGAAAACGAAGUACUCAAUGAUGUGUGUUGCAUGGUUUGACUGGCCUGUGCUUAAAUCAUGGUAAAGAUUUGAUGAAUCAUUCAUCUUGCCGUGUGUAUCCAUCCUGUUGCUACAGGAGGACUAUACAGUAAAAGUGACUUCUGAGCACCAGAGGGACAUUUUGGUGACUAUAAGCUAUAUGGAUGGUCUUUCGGUGGUAUCUGUCAUUAUCCUGUACUCUCCUUCUUUCUUCGCUGUCCUGCUAUUGGUUCAAGGCUAAUCUUGUGCUGCAGAAUGUACAGAAAUAGAGUGAUAGUUUUCACUUUGUAUAGAUAUUUGUACAUGCAGACUAAAGAUUGGAAUUAAAACUUUUUACCACAUGAGGAAAAUAAACCGUGGCCAGUCAUUUUGUUGCUCCACUUAUCUGAGACGUAAAAUAUCUAUUGAACUUUGAUUUGCUUGAUUUACCUUUUAUUUUCUUCUUGAAUAUAUUUGAACGUGAU
Molecule: messenger RNA, 2368 nt
Organism: Menidia menidia (Atlantic silverside)
Lineage: Eukaryota; Metazoa; Chordata; Actinopteri; Atheriniformes; Atherinopsidae
Source: the annotation of a GenBank genome assembly